Messenger RNA from Ilex paraguariensis (yerba mate), 300 nucleotides. Lineage: Eukaryota; Viridiplantae; Streptophyta; Magnoliopsida; Aquifoliales; Aquifoliaceae. The record is from the annotation of a GenBank genome assembly.
AUGACCAAGCUGUGGGCAUUGGGGUCUCACAUCCACACUCCUCCUCAGGAAGAUCGAGGAGUUGGUUCGCUAGCAAAUGUUUCGGUCAGUCCAGGGUUCAUCAGGGGUCCACUGGAGGUAGGUAUCCGCAGGUUGCAGAACAUUCUCAUUGCCAUGCCCUUAAUACCGACGCCAAACACUUAUAGUCAGGAGAAUCAGCAGUUGGCUGAUUCAGCACCAGUGUUGGCUGACAGUAAGUUGGUCUCUUUUACUGCUUCUGGUCCAGAAUCAAGUGAAGUGAUGCUAACGUUACUGAAUUAG